Molecule: messenger RNA, 4046 nt
Organism: Pocillopora meandrina
Lineage: Eukaryota; Metazoa; Cnidaria; Anthozoa; Scleractinia; Pocilloporidae
Source: the annotation of a GenBank genome assembly
UUAUCUUUUGUCAGUGAGAACCCGUCUAUCCUUCGGAGUGAGGCAGCCAACGCUUCAGCCAUCCUCAACAGACUACUAAGGAAAAAAUGUUAUGACAAAAAGACCCGGCCCAACGUGACUGGUACAUUAAUAAUAACUCGCAAUUCAAUUCUCCUUUCCCAGGGCUGAAAGACAUUUGUGUGUAAAUUAGACUAGUGAGGGGUAUUGGGUAGCACAUCAAGUGUUCAACCUGUUUUGAACCUGCUUUGAUUCUGGUUGAAAAAGAUUAGGAAAGACAAGGCUCUCUUCACUAUAUAGAUAAACAGAAACUGAACGAAUCGCAACACUAGAUGACCAUCUCUUGCAGGUCCACCAGAAAUAGUAAACGUGAGUAUGGCGAUCAAGGCAUUCAGUGAAAUCAAAGAAUCUAACAUGGUGAGUAACAAGAGUAAAGCUUAUUUCUGAUAAGAGAAUUGAAUUUUUUUCAGGGAAGAAACUGGUCGAUGUAUUAGGAGGGUUGAAUAAACACGGUAUAAAGUGGUCAGAAAACGGAUGCCCCAUCAUUUUUCAUCACCUGGGGGGGGGAGGUCUUUAGAAUACUAAGGAGCCUUACGGUGGGAAUCAGGAAAAUUUUAUUGUGAAACAACCGCAAUCUCCGAAUUCCCCUUCUACCGCUCCCUCGGCAAUAAAUAAUGACCAGUCCGUAAUUCAGUGGAAAUCGAGCUUGGUUCGAGUCAGCACGAAGCUCGAGUUCGCGAGAGAUUAUAUUAUCUGGUGUCGAUUGUAAGUUUAACUUACGAGCCUGACCUUCAUUGACCUGAAGCGAGUAGGAAUAUUUCUACUACUCCUUGGUGGGAUACUCGUAUAACAUGUUCCCCCGCCCCAAUGAAAAUAUCAAAAGUUUUCCUUCAAAAUUUAUACUUUGGGUGGAGGGAGAGUGACGUGCCUUGCCCAAUGAGACAAUACGAUGGCGCGGCCUGGGCUCGAACUCAAACCUUUGAACCAGGUGUCCAUGGCACUUUUCACCAGGCCACCUCUUCAUGCGAAGAACAUGUUGCAGAAUAUGAAGUCUCAAUAAUUCACGAUAACCAUCUCAUCAAUUUUUUUUAGGAAUUUCAAGUGUACGUAUAUUUCCGCCAACAGUGGUUCGACAAAAGGCUUGCUCAUAAACAUGAAGCCACACUAGCACUCGGAGGGACAGACGUCGAACGCAUUUGGCUUCCAGACACUUAUAUAACAAACGCUAACGACUACGAAGUUUUUCCGUCCAAUCAGCUGGUCUUAAUUGACUCUGAGGGCAAAAUUUAUUACUUUGCCUAUGUGAGGAUAGCUGGGGCAUGUCAAAUGAAUCUUGUCAAAUUUCCAAUGGAUGUACAGCGCUGCCAUCUGACUUUGGAAAGUUGUAAGUAAAGGCUGACUUAACUGCUUCGCGCAUUUCUUAUCUGGAUUCUCCUCACAGCCUCCCCCCCCCCCGCCACCCUCAUUCCCCUUCCGCGUUGGCCUCAUGGUCAGUUCAGUGGACGUUGAGUGGAGAAGCCCAGGUACAAGACCUAGCCAAGUCAUUGUGUUGUGUUUUGCCUCUCUCUCAAGAGUGUGAAUGAGAACUGGCGAAUUAUCAGGGAAAUUUUAUGAAAUGCAGGGGGGGGGGACCUUGCAAUGGACUAGCAUCCCAUCGGGGGUGGGGGGGAAGUAUUAUUACUCCUCGUCGCUUCUUGCUAUGAAAAAUGUGAUAAGUCAAGCCGCAUGGGCCAUACGGCUCGGGUACAGAUUGUGUUUUGCCGCGUUUGACACGCGCAAUAAAUAACGAGAUACUUUUCGUUCGCUUUAUUUCUUCUCAGUUCGUCAUACCAUUGAAGAGAUGGACUUUAAGUGGAAGGAGAAGGAACCUAUCGCUCUGUUCAAUGAAGAGUUAGCUGAAUUUGAUGUGGUUAAACACGAAGUGAAGACUAAAAAAGCUAAUUACAUUUCAGGUUUGGCUUCUUCGCUUCUCUCGUAAGAGAGAAUUCGCGUCACUGCGUAAACAUGAACUUCAGUAUUUGCUGUUUAGGAAAGGUCUUGAAGGUAUCAGCAAAGUUUGUGCAAAAAUGACCACGCUGUUGAAGUUUUCCUACGUUUUAUAUUUCAUUUUACGAUUUUCCUCUUCCUCUCCCCCCUCGGUACUUCGGUACUUCAUUUUCUAUUCACGCGUGGCGCACGUGAUUUUACCAUACUAGCCAAUCACGUCAAACGAUUCUAACUUUGGCUUUGGCUUUGAACUUAACGACGCCAAUUCAAUAACGCUUUCCCUGUUUUUUUUUCUUCUUAUCUUAUAAUUGAUUAUUUAUAGCCUUGAAUGGUUUUGGUGACUGCCGGGGCUGGCUUAGUAAGGAGUUUUUGGACUCUUCUGUGGGUCUCCCUUGACAAAAGAUGUUAUUUCAUAUUCAUAUGUUUGUAUUUACAGGCUUAAUUGCCGUGAAUUGUGAUAAGUAAAUAAAUAAAUAAAUAAACAUAAAUAGCUCCUUAACAACCUCAUUAAACUUUUCUUUUAGGGGUUUACCAAAACUUGAUUGUGACGUUCACAUUCCAUCGUCGCAUGGGUUUUUACUUCAUUCAGUUCUACAUCCCAUGCAUUGUGAUGGUUUCUCUAAGCUGGAUCUCGUUCUGGAUGGAUCGAUAUUACAUCGGGGAACGACUCUCCCUCGGGAUCACGACCAUUCUUACGAUCGUUUUCCUAUUGGGUUCGAGUAACUCGACCAUGCCCCGUGUCAGUUACGCGAAAGCGAUCGACUGGUAUCUCCUUGGUUCAUUUAUCUUUGUGUUCUCUACGCUUGUCACAGAUUUACUUGUCUAUAGGUUCCGAUCUAAAGAAGAACAAAGGAAAAUGGACGCUGGCAAAGAAGCGAAGGUAGGUCGUGAGUAGAUGAAUAUUCUUCCUGCCCGACAUGUCUGGGAAACUGUCAUACUUUGAGGCGUUUGAUAAUCGAGCCCCAUAAAGCAAACAACCCUGUAGAACAAGGUUGGGUUCCCUUUUUUGCUUCAUUCCUUCGAUUCUUCCUUCUUUCCAAUCAUCCUUUUCCUUCCUUCCUCUCUCCAGUCAUCCUUCUCCUUCCUUCCCCUCUCUAGCCAUCCUUCUCCUUCCUUCCUCUCUCCAGUCAUCCUUCUCCUUCCUUCCUCUCUCCAGUCAUCCUUCUCCUUCCUUCCUCUCUCCAGUCAUCCUUCUCCUUCCUUCCUCUCUCCAGUCAUCCUUCUCCUUCCUUCCUCUCUCCAGCCAUCCUUCUCCUUCCUUCCUCUCUCCAGCCAUCCUUCUCCUUCCUUCCUCUCUCCAGCCAUCCUUCUCCUUCCUUCCUCUCUCCAGUCAUCCUUCUCCUUCCUUCCUCUCUCCAGUCAUCCUUCUCCUUCCUUCCUCUCUCCAGCCAUCCUUCUCCUUCCUUCCUCUCUCCAGUCAUCCUUCUCCUUCCUUCCUCUCUCCAGUCAUCCUUCUCCUUCCUUCCUCUCUCCAGUCAUCCUUCUCCUUCCUUCCUCUCUCCAGCCAUCCUUCUCCUUCCUUCCUCUCUCCAGCCAUCCUUCUCCUUCCUUCCUCUCUCCAGUCAUCCUUCUUCAACUUUAUUUCAGUGUCAAUGCGUUUAGCUAUAAUAUUAGCUAGCAAGAAACAUUAACUAAACUAAAGUAAAAUUCUAAAAUUUAAUCUCCUUACCACUCCUUGAGUCUGUUUUAAGCCAAUCUAAACAACAGAGUGGUAACAAUUAUAAAAAAUGUUUCCAAAGCAAUUCGAGUGCACUGAUAUUUAAUUUAUCUUCUUUAAGCCUCAGAACAACAAAGUAGUGUUCCAAUGUAAACAUGGUUGCCAACCAAACUUCGUCGCAGAUGCUAAUGGCCACAUUCAUCUGGUGAGCCAGCCAGAGAAUUCGAACCGCGCGGAACAGAAAGCGCAAUGUACUGAAGGGCUGAGAACGUGUUGUGUUGCAUGCUACCAGCCUAGAGACACGAAAACCGACCUCAGCGUUGUGACCAACAAGUGCUGUCGGUAUAUGUUUCCUAUAUCGUUUGCUGUUUUCAACUUGGUGUACUGGUUGGCUUUUAGUACUUGA